CUCACAAAAAAUUGCACUUUCGACAACAGCUCUACAAGACCUUAGUAGACAUAUGCAUUCACCUCUAAAAAUAUUAGGAAGACACCUAGAAACUACAGUCCACCCAAGGCUACCCUGGUACUAAAGGCCCGGACGGUCGUAUUGCAGCCGUAUCGAUAGCUGAGAUUACCGUUGCCCUCGAGAUCGGGAAAUAAAUCUUCUGGUCUUACUAACACCUGGUCGAGCAUCAACCGUGGAAGUUUAGUUUCCUUCGUGGUAUAUUUUGAACGACGUACUUUCGGCAAGUAAUCCUAUAGCUUCUGGAAUCACAUCGCCAUCGAUACCCAACCCCUGCAACAUUUCCAAUGCUCGUUACCAGGCAUCUCGAUACGGAGCAAAACCACUGGUCUAGCAAGUUCGAGACCGCCUUUCACAAACCUACAAGCCCACGCAUGUCGAGCUACGACGGCCACUUGUCGACACAGCCUGAUUGGCAGGGGCAGUACUCCUUUCUUCCUCCUGGAGAGGGCAGCAUCUUCGCACAACCUUUCGAGCAAGUGUCGGGUUCUAGCAGCAAUAAUGACAUUCCUUCUCAGCAGCGCCCCUCUAGUGCGCACAACAGCACUCUUGACAACACGAACCAGGCAACUCAAAGCAGUCUAAAUUCGCCAAUGAACCACCACCGCAGCAUACUAGAUCCGCUUGGGUUGCGACAGCCGAAGGCCGAAUCUCCCCCGCCAGAACAACCUGACGUACAGGGUGCGAGUUAUGCUAUCAAGGCGGAGUCCGCCCACGAAGAGUCGUUAGCUUCUGCGGAUCACCACCAUGGGCUGCCACUCGGGCCGAACACGAUAGGAUCAACAUCAUCAACAGGACAAGGACAAGAAACAAUCCCUGGUCCAACCGGAAACGACGAGUCAGCGAUAGGAAAAGACGAUGACGACGAAGUAUUGGAAGAUGAUGAAAUGGUGGAGGGGGAAGGGGAGACGACAACGCAACCACAAACUGCAGCGGAGCGUACAGCUGCUCGCAGGAAAAUGAAGCGUUUUAGGCUCACACACCAACAAACUCGGUUUUUAAUGAGUGAGUUCGCGAAGCAGCCCCAUCCAGAUGCUGCACACCGAGAACGGCUUUCGAGGGAGAUCCCAGGCUUGAGCCCGAGGCAGGUUCAAGUCUGGUUUCAAAACAGGAGAGCGAAGAUCAAGCGACUUACAGCUGAUGAUCGGGAUCGAAUGAUCAAAAUGCGUGCUGUGCCAGACGACUUUGAUAAUGUUCAGGCACUGCAUUCACCUUACGGGGCAGUCCAUGGAUUGGGGACGCCAAUUACUCCUCCCGUCGACUUUGGGACUUCUUCAUAUGCGGAGCACAUGAUGCGGCCAUUGAUGGUGGACACCAUGCGAAGAGGCGAGAACGAAGACCACAUGUCCUCUACUGGACUAAGCCCAGCCUUUGGAAGUAUUGGUUUCAACCCUUCAGGAACAAUGAGCAACUCCGAUCUUCUUUCACCACUGUCAACGUCUUCGAACGACCGGGGGUACUAUUCAAGCCAUUUGACGAGCCCACUUGGAGGAGGUCACAGAACUUCGAACCCUUUUGCUAGGCAGGGUAGUCUUGAUUCCGGGGUCCAGAUGCACCCGCAAAACAGGCAACAAAUUCGCCCUCUACAGCCUCUCCAACUGCGAGAAACGAUGUCGAGAUCAAGACCAGACAAUUUGCAAUCACCUUUACGCUCGAGUAUGUCAUGGAAAGGGGAUUCUAUCGAUUACACUACGUACCCGGGCACUAGCGGCAGCCCCGGGAUUGGUGGGAGGCAUCAAUCUAUUUACCAAUCCGACCAGAUGAGUAGUAACCCAGGUAGUUCGAUGAACUACGACUCUAGUUCUUAUUCCUCUUCGGGCGUCCAAUCUUCCCCCACCAACAUUAAUUAUUCGAGCUUGCAGCAGCCUUCACAGAACAGGUCGCGCCUCAGGGCGGCUUCUGCGAAUCUUCCACUCGGCCUCGAUUUACGACACCAAUACCGACCUAUGUCAUCUAGCCAUAGUCUCCAGUCUCCUAGCCACUCCUCAACACCUCGAGUGGCUACUACUACGCCUUACGGUUCAUCAUCUGCAUACACCACUAGCUUUCCAUCUGCUCCAUUAACAGCACCAAUCGAUUUUCCACUUUCCAGGACGCCAGGGAUUAACAGGACCUCCGUCCAAGAUUAUUCAAUGCCACAGAUGAGCGCACCCAUCGCGCCUCCGCAGGACUUCACUCAAGCAUUACACGGCACUAGAACACCUAUGAGGGACACAUUUGGCGGUGGCCCCUUGGGUGUUAACCAGGGGCAAGGGUCUAAUGAAAGAAGCGAGGACUAUUCACAAGAAGGACUAGGUGGAUCUAGCUCUGGAUUAAAGCGGAAGCGAAGCUCUUUCAGUCUUUCGCAAGGUGGCCAUACUCCUGGCCCGGCGCAGACUUCUCAACCCUACGGACACACGAGCUGAAGGACGCCUCACCUCCAAACUAACGACCUACGAAACGCCCAAGCCCAAACGUGAAGCGAGUUGACACGGAAACCCGAAAUCAACGUGGCGCUCUUCUGGUUCUAUUCGAAAAUAAUACCCAAAAUUUUGUGUGGACUUUAUUAGACUACCAUGUGUUACUAUAUACCUUUUUCUUUUUCUUGUUCCGUUGCAUUUUCGG
This is a messenger RNA of Hypoxylon trugodes, 2661 nucleotides long. RefSeq lists its product as uncharacterized. Lineage: Eukaryota; Fungi; Ascomycota; Sordariomycetes; Xylariales; Hypoxylaceae. The record is from RefSeq and is a predicted model, not a curated record. The transcript has 4 exons. Gene Ontology annotation, biological process: regulation of transcription by RNA polymerase II. Gene Ontology annotation, molecular function: DNA-binding transcription factor activity, RNA polymerase II-specific; RNA polymerase II transcription regulatory region sequence-specific DNA binding. Bases 345 to 2462 code for a protein of 705 amino acids.